Messenger RNA from Fusarium oxysporum Fo47, 1368 nucleotides. RefSeq lists its product as uncharacterized. The record is from RefSeq and is a predicted model, not a curated record. Gene Ontology annotation, molecular function: protein binding. The transcript has 4 exons. Bases 1 to 1368 code for a protein of 455 amino acids. Lineage: Eukaryota; Fungi; Ascomycota; Sordariomycetes; Hypocreales; Nectriaceae.
AUGGGUUCUCCAGCCCCGCCUAUCUUGCUACAGUUACCGCAGGAGCUACAAAAUGACAUCUAUUCUCUUUUAGAGGCUGAUGAUAUUAAAAACCUCCGCGUAACAUGCUCUGCAUUCCACAAGGCCCUUCCUCUUCAUUUCGACCGUGUCUUCAUAUCGGCCAAUUCUCUCAAUAUCGAUGUCUUCAACGCGAUUGCAAGCCACGAGACCUUCCGUCAUCAAUAUGAGGAGGAUGGCAACGACCCUGAGGAUGCGGCAGCGGAGAAUGUAUGCCCAUUUUGGUUCAAAAAAGGUUGCUAUGACUACGGUGAUCCAAGUCCUUAUGUUUACCCCGACGUCUAUCUUGGUAUCGAAGAAUCGUGGGCCUAUUAUAAACGACUACUCGAUGAUCAACGUCGGGUUCUAUCGUCUAAUGCUAAUAUCGAGGCCUUUAAAUACGGACUAAAGCGCUUUACUUCACUAAAGCGAGUUACCGUUACGCCGGCGACUUAUGGUAGGCUAGGGCAGCCACUGUAUAGGAUACCUAUGAUCCGGACAUUUCCUUCUGGUUUCGACUACCCUCUACCUUAUGCAUGGCCUUCCUUCGACGAUGAAAAACUCAUUGAUGCACUCCCAUGGGUUUUUGAAGAUGGCAACGACCCUUACCAGGAGAUCUAUGGUGCCGAGUGCACGGCUGAGGCCUACAGAGCUAAAUGGCGCGGAUUCCGUCUCGUCACUCGAGCCUUAGUGGAGUGCGAAGAUCAUACUAUUACAGAACUUAUCAUCGGAGGCAAUGAAAUCCAAUCUGGAUUAAAUUGCAGAAUAUUUGAUCAACGGCCCACCGAGUACGAUGAUUUUGUUACUUUGUUGAAAUGUCCUGGCCUUCUUGAAGAUAACGACUGGGUAUCGUACAAAACUGGACUCUUACACGAUGCUUUGGACCAAGCAACUGACCUUGAGCAUUUUUCCUUGCGUACCAGCAUGGAAGUUUCCCAUGGAGCGCCACAGCAGCUUGUUCCAGACGUCGAAGGGCAUGUAUUCCCAGUGCGGGCCAUCUUUCCCAUAAAUCACUGGCCACAUCUGAGGCAUUUCGGCAUUUCACAUAUGCUUGUGGAUCUUGAUGAUUUUAUUGACCUCUUGGCCACUUUACCAUCAUCAUUGCGCUCUAUCGAGCUCAUCCACGUGAGGCCCAAGGUACACAUGGUGGUUUCUGCGUUACAUGACCAUGUACAAGGAGAGGGAAAAUUUGUUGAGGUCGACGAUGUUGUUCAUUCGUAUCUAUACGAAAAUGGUGAUAACCCAUUUGAGGAUGACAAAUACGUUAUAUGGCCUGGUCAAGGCGGAGUGCAGCGGGAUAUCUUUAACCCAGACUAUGUGGCUCCCUACUAG